Messenger RNA from Bufo gargarizans (Asiatic toad), 1582 nucleotides. RefSeq names its product mediator of cell motility 1 (gene MEMO1). The record is from RefSeq and is a predicted model, not a curated record. The coding region runs from base 128 to 1021 and encodes 297 amino acids. Lineage: Eukaryota; Metazoa; Chordata; Amphibia; Anura; Bufonidae. The transcript is spliced from 9 exons.
CCCCCCUAACAGAAGCAGGGCGGUGGACGGCAUAGACAGAGCACAGGGUGUGAACACACUGUCUAUAGAGCCAUCUCAUCCUCCCAGCUCCCCACGGGCACACAUCAUAGGCGGCUCCAGCACGAAGAUGUCCAACCGAGCGCUGUGCAGAGAGGCGAGCCAUGCUGGGAGCUGGUACACUGCCUCAGGACCUCAGCUAAGCGUCCAGUUGGAAGGUUGGUUGUCCCAAGCACAGACCUCUAAAAGGCCAGCUCGAGCCAUUAUUGCACCUCAUGCUGGUUAUACCUACUGUGGAUCCUGUGCUGCUCAUGCCUACAAGCAAGUAGACCCUUCCAUAACGCGAAGAGUUUUCAUUCUCGGUCCUUCCCACCACGUGGCUCUUUCUAGAUGCGCACUUUCCACUGUGGAUAUAUAUAGAACACCUCUUUAUGACCUUCAUAUUGAUCAGAAAGUUUACGGAGAUCUGUGGAAGACUGGGAUGUUUGAGCGAAUGUCUCUGCAAACAGAUGAAGACGAGCAUAGCAUUGAAAUGCAUCUACCUUACACUGCUAAAACAAUGGAAAGCCAUAAAGAUGAGUUUACCAUUGUUCCUGUGUUGGUUGGAGCACUUAGCGAAUCAAAGGAACAAGAAUUUGGGAAACUUUUUAGCAAAUACUUAGCAGAUCCAUCUAACCUCUUUGUAAUUUCAUCAGAUUUUUGUCAUUGGGGUCAACGUUUUCGUUAUACAUAUUAUGAUGAAUCUCAAGGAGAAAUCUGUAGGUCAAUUGAAAACUUAGACAAAAUGGGUAUGAGUAUUAUAGAAGAACUAGAUCCUGUGCCAUUUAGUAAUUACUUGAAAAAGUAUCAUAAUACUAUAUGUGGAAGACACCCCAUUGGGGUUUUAUUAAAUGCUGCAACAGAGCUUCAGAAGAGCGGAGUUAAUAUGAGCUUCUCAUUCUUGAACUAUGCUCAAUCUAGCCAGUGCCGAAGCUGGCAGGACAGUUCAGUGAGUUAUGCUGCUGGAGCACUUGUGGUGCAUUGAGCCACUGAACACUCAGGGAUGCCACCUGGAAACACAAUGCUGACACAACCUUUUCUUUCUGUCCAUGGGGUCAUAGCCAAGCAGUAGCACAGUAUGGCUCUGCUCUGUGGGUUACUAUGAACCUCAACCCAGUUCAUAUCUCCUUUCUUCUUUUCCUUUAGGUGUAGUCCUAUCUUGUUUUUUUAUUUUUAUUUUUUUCCUUUUUGACACCAUUAAAUACAGGAUUUGCUAUCUUGGUUAUGGUAUCAGAAUUAAACUUGUGUCAAAAUGUUUGUAAACUUGGAGACUGAAAAUUCAAAACUGGUGGCAGAUUAUAAAAUGUUAGUUAUGUGGAAUAAGUUAAUCUUUACCAUAACAUGAAUUUGCACUGUGCAGAUAUGUGCACAUGUACUCAGCUUUCAGAAUAGUUUUGCAACUUGUAAAACAAUAUUAUAAAAAAUAAAUAAAGGGUGAAAGCUUUUUAUUUAAAAAAAAAAAAGCGUUUAUAAAUUAUCCUUUAUCCUGUAUUAGACUAUAAUACAAUUCAUGUAUAGUCUGUUGUUACCAGUGUUGUACAACAAA